GUUGUACUGUAUUGGUCACGUGCAAUUGCAAGCCAAAGUAGGACAGCCCUCGCAGCGUACACAUCCAUCUUACUGUUAGGCUUACGCUCGCCCAUUGCUGUCAACGGUCUGCGGCGUAUGGUAUUUCUCGGUAUAGCUUUUAGCCAAAUUUUAGUGCAAGGCUGUUGCUAGGAAAGAAGCCUUAAUACUUUAUUUCUUGCUUUUUAGAGCUCUAAUUGGAUACCAUAGGCCCGUUGUGUAGGCAGGUACAUUGAACGGCCUACAGGCAAGCCAAUUCCACAGGUCCAAGCCUACCACACAAGGGUGGUGGGAGGAGGAUACUCACCGUCAUCACUUUUCCUAAUUUAUAAACUAAGCAACUAGAAUGGGUUGCGGUGCGAGUAAUCAGUCGAAAGCCGCGCACGACCCGGCUGGUCACGGCGUGGCCGGUCAGGCUUCGCCUGUAGGUUAUCCUCUCCCGCCUCCCGGCGCCUACCCUGGCGGCGCUCCUCCCCCUCCUGGUUCUUACCCUGCUGCUGGCCCUCCUCCGGCGGUCUACCAGACACCCCCGCAACACCCGCAAGCCAAGCACCGACGCAGCGGCUCCGGCAGCAGCAACGACGGCAGCAACCACGGACACAAGCACCACCCGCCGCCAGCAAACGUGUACGGCACACCCGUGCCGUACGCCGCACCUCCACCUCCCGGCUACGGGGGUUACCCCCAGGGUUAUCCGCCUCCUCCCGGCUACGCUGCGCCACCGCCUCCCGGCUACGGUGCGCCUCCCGGGUACGGCGGAUACCCCGCUGCCCCCCCGCCGGCCUAUUACCCCCAGCAGCAGCCAGUGAUGGUGGUGCAACAGGGCGGCUAUGGCGGCCACGGGGGGUACGGGGGGUACGGCGGCCACGGGGGGCAUCAUGGUGGCAUGGGAACGGGUACGGCAAUCGCCAUGGGCGCUAUGGGCGGUAUUGCGGCAGUGGGGGCGGGCAUGCUGCUCGCAGAUGCCAUGGAUGGGGACAUAAUGGACGAAGGGUUUUGAGCGUUGAAAGGGCUUUCGUGGGGGCUGAGAAGGACGUGUACGGCGGCGAGCUGAGGCUGCCGUACGUUCUGACAACUUUCUGGUGUGAUGGUGUGGGCCUGAUGACAGCGAAGUGACCGAGCGACUCAGCAAUGUACAGAUUUGAGCGCUGACGAGGUGUCGUGAGGAGAGGAAUGUACAAUACCCAUGGUGUAGCAUGAUUGAACGUUAGAGGGGGCCCUAAGCAGGGAUGGGUCCGCAGGGGCGCAAUUGGUCCUAUCACACCCCUUUAUAUGUUAUGACUGUGUAAACCUGCAGGCGUGUGAGUUUGGUGCGACUCGUUUGGUUUGACUUGGUGCUGUGCCGCGUCGCCUGACCUCGUGUACCCCAGGGAGGGUGUGAGGUUUGCCUGUGAUGCCGUGCAUGGGGUGUUGAUUGUGUGUGCUAGUUGUGAUUACAAGUACUGCCUGCCUUGCAUGUUACGUGACUACAUUGCAGCACUGACGUUUCUUUAUCUUAAUUCUUAUGUUUCCAUGCGCCUUGCGGGUAUGCCAAUCGUGGAUGCCGUGUUUUGGGUUUCCGGGCCGAAUACAACUGUACAACAGCAGGAGCAGGCACGGAAAUAGAGGCUAUUGCCCAGGCAAGGAACCGUAUAGCAAUCUGGCAAGGGGGCCCGUUUAUCUUUACGGAGGAAUGUCGAUGGUGUUUGUGGAUUGCAGACGCGUGUUGUGGGACGGCCACACCUUACUAAAAUAAUAAAUGUAUCGUCUUGAAGGAGCAAUGCAGUGUACAAUGUUGCACCGUUCACAUC
Astrephomene gubernaculifera is the source of this 1808-nucleotide messenger RNA. Lineage: Eukaryota; Viridiplantae; Chlorophyta; Chlorophyceae; Chlamydomonadales; Astrephomenaceae. The record is from the annotation of a GenBank genome assembly.